AUGAAGAAUAAUCUUGACGUUGAGAGAAAUGGAGUCAGAGAAUAUACCACUUCUCUGGAAAAAAAUGACAACAUCAUUAUUGAAGUUGAAAGCAAGACCGAUAUUUGCAAACCAGAUGGGUUGAAUGGGGUACUUGGUUCAUUCAUGCCAAUGGAAAACGCAGAGUUAGACAUUAAUUCUUCGCUCACAGAAAACCAGAAGAUUGAUAUUAAAAUGUCCCAAGACCCUUUACAAAGAUCGCUAUCGAAAAAGUAUAGCACGAUCCUUGCAACAGGCGCGUGGGUAGCUACGGGGUUUUUAGUUGUUCUUGGUAUUCCAUUUAGGGCAGCAGGGCCUUUGGGGUCUCUAUUGGCCUAUAUUAUCAUUGCAAGUAUCGUAUUUUGUACAGUUCAAGCUUUAGGGGAACUUUCUGCGGCUUAUCCUACUGGUGGUGCAUUUAUAAAAUACAACAUUAGAUUCAUCGAUAAGUCCUGGGGUUUCGCUAUGAGUUGGAAUUAUUAUAUUCAAUAUUUGAUGAUGUUUCCAUUGGAGUUAUAUGCCUUGUCAAUUACUAUCCAGUAUUGGGAUCAGAAAACAAACCCAUCAACAUAUAUAGCGGUAUUUUACACGUUGAUAAUAUUGAUCAAUAUAUUUGGAUUUAAAGGUUAUGGCAAUGCAGAAUUGAUCUUAGCCGCUAUUAAACUUAUUACCAUUGCUGGUUUCGUCGUUUGUUCUCUUGUCUUUGUCUGUGGUGGUGGCCCCACAGGAGAAUAUUUUGGGGGAUCAUACUGGAAUGAUCCUGGUUCAUUUUCUCAUGGCUUCAAAGGAAUUUGUUUUGCAUUCGCAACUUCUGCUUUUGCGUUUGCGCGAACUGAAUUGGUUGGUGUGGCUGCUGCCUCAUCACUGAACCCAAGAGAAGCUUUACGUAGAGUAGCGAAACAUUUUCUAUGGAGAACUCUUCUCAUAUAUUUGAUUCCGUUGAUCUUUGUUGGGUUUCUAGUCAGCUACGACGACGAAAUGCUCUUAGGAGCUGGUCCAUUAAAAGCUUCUUGUGCGCCAUUUACACUUGCCAUAAAGCGCGCUGGGGUUCAAGGAUUGACAUCCGUCAUGAAUGCUGUCAUCCUUAUUUCCGUCUUUUUCAUAGGAAUCAACUCAAUCAAUUAUUCUGGUCGUACAUUAGCUUCAUUGGCUGCAUGUGGUCAGGCACCAAAAGUUUGUGGAUAUAUUGAUAAGGAAGGAAGACCCAUCGUUGCGAUCCUUAUACAAGCAGUGGUUGGAACAAUCGCAUUCUCGCGAUCCACUCUCAUCGGAGACAUUGCAGUUGAUUUCUGUUUAUUAUUGUCUUCGGUAUCAUCCAUUUUUACGUGGAUGUCGAUUAACUUCUCUUAUAUUAGAUUUAGGAGAGCUAUGUCAGUUCAAGCUCGUGAUCCUAAUAAUCUCCCUUGUACAUCAUUAUUGGGGGUAUGGGGUGCCGUUUACGCGUGUGUAAUUAGUUUCUUGGUAUUGGCUGGUUACUUCUGGACCGCAUUAUUCCCAUUGGGUAAAGAUCCAGAUGCCGAGGAGUUCUUUAAAGCAGGUUUAUGUUAUGCUAUGGUAUUCGUCUUUUACUUUGGUCAUAAGUUAACUACGAAGGACUGGAGAUUAUUUUAUAGGGCCUCUGAUAUCGAUCUUGAUACUGAGAUGACUAAAGCGGAUGUACAAAAAAUUGAAGAUAUGGACAGGCAUGUAACGUUAAUGCGGAAGGAGUCAUUUUUUGCGAGGUUGUCCAGCUUCUGGUGCUAA
Debaryomyces hansenii CBS767 is the source of this 1761-nucleotide messenger RNA. Its product is annotated as DEHA2G21934p. Gene Ontology annotation, biological process: amino acid transmembrane transport. Gene Ontology annotation, molecular function: amino acid transmembrane transporter activity. The record is from RefSeq and is a predicted model, not a curated record. The transcript has a single exon. Gene Ontology annotation, cellular component: membrane. Bases 1 to 1761 code for a protein of 586 amino acids. NCBI's taxonomy places the organism in Eukaryota, Fungi, Ascomycota, Pichiomycetes, Serinales, Debaryomycetaceae.